GGAUCUUCUGGUGGAUUAGAAAAUUGUGAUAUGGAAACUGGCACACCCGAUAGUACCAAAAAGAAUCAAGCUACUGUGAUCCAAGGUGAAAGGAAUUCACAGGAUGCAGAAAACUCGAAUCAAACUACAAGCACCUAUGAGGAUGGAUCAUCUGAUGUCGAUGCGAAACCUGAAGUGCCGGAAUUUUGUGUCUCUGAUUUAGUGUGGGGUAAAGUAAGGAGUCAUCCAUGGUGGCCAGGGCAGAUAUUUGAUAGUUCUGCUGCUACUGCAAAGGCAAAGAAGUAUUUCAAAAAGGGAAGUUAUUUGAUUGCAUAUUAUGGUGAUCAGACAUUUGCUUGGAACGAGGCAUCUCAGAUCAAACCCUUUAGGUCUUAUUUCUCACAUAUGGAAAAGAAGACCAAUAUGGAAGAGUUUCACCAUGCUGUGGAUUGUGCUUUGGAUGAGGUUUCUAGACGGGUAGAGUUUGGUCUGGCCUGUUCUUGCAUUUCGGAGGAAGCAUAUUCCCAGAUUAAAACUGAGAUAAUUGCUAAUACUGGGAUCCGGGAAGAAUCUAGCAGACGAGACGGUGGGGAUAGGUUUUCGAGUGCUUCCUCCUUUGACCCUUUGGAACUUGUUAAAACUAUGGAAAAAUUGGCUCAAUCACCUUCUUAUACCAACGUUGAUAGAUUGCAAUUCACAAUAUCACAGGCGCAAUUGUUAGCAUUCCAUCAUUGGAAGGGUUAUUCUCAGCUACCGGAGUUUCAAAAUAUUUGCGGAUCGUUGGAGACUAAUGCUGAAAUCCCUCUGUCUGAGGAAAUGAAGAAAUGUAGCAAACUGAGAGAAAAUGAAGUUCCUAGUGUCAAAGUUGACAAAAGGGUGUACUUUGAAGAAGAGGAGCAAGAUAGCCGAGAUGGCUCAACUUCUAAACAAAAGAAACUUACAGUUUCCGGAAAAAAGGAGAAAAGCUUGUCAGAGUUCAUAGCUGAAAGGGGCUUGAAUUUGCAAAAUGUUAAAAGGAAAUUGAAUAAAAAAGGUGAUGACAAGUCAAUGUCUUCACCCCCUGCUAAAAAGCAAAAGGCUGUUGACCCUGUGUGCAAGGACUUGGCAAUGAAACAGAAUAAAAAUAGUUUGUCAACAGCAUCUGUUGAUAAGCCUCUACAGUCUAAGCAAACUUUUGGAGUUGGAGCUAGCAUUCUUAGGGUUGCAAGCCAACUGAGUGGUUCAAUAUUUUCGACACCGUUACUAAAGCAUUCUGAUGGGAAAUCUCUGAAGGCGGCAGCUGGUAAUAAAAGUAAAGGAAAAUCUUCUUCUGGUAAAUCACGAGGGAAGAAGGUUCCUGAAACAGAUAUCUCUUCUGAUAAGAUGCUCUCACAGCUUCAUUUGGCUGCUACAGAUCCCUUGAAAGGGAACUGAUGCCAUAAUGGGGGAGAAAUCAAUCAAGUUCAAGCUUACCGGGAUGUCUGAGUUCACCUCAAUCGAAGACUCCUCUUGUUCUGAAAGGAUAAUCCAAUACUUUCCUGAAGAGCAGUUAACAAUUGACAAGAACAACCAAACCGCGGGGAACAGUUUUUUGGUUGUUGAAUCACAGUCAGCUGCUAAAGCAUGUGCCAAUUUGGAUUCUGAACAGAAACAUGCAGCUGUAGAU
Molecule: messenger RNA, 1624 nt
Organism: Hibiscus syriacus
Lineage: Eukaryota; Viridiplantae; Streptophyta; Magnoliopsida; Malvales; Malvaceae
Exons: 2
Coding region: 31-1392 (453 amino acids)
Source: RefSeq, a predicted model, not a curated record